UUCCUCACCAACUAUAAGGAGGACCCGAUCAGAGUCGGCGAUAUUGUCGUGUUUAAAGUGGAGGGACGGGACAUACCUAUCGUUCAUCGAGUGCUUAAACUUCACGAAAAAGAUGACGGUUCGGUGAAGAUAUUGACAAAAGGAGACAACAAUUCGGUGGACGACAGGGGACUCUACGCUCCGGGACAGCUGUGGCUCCAGAAGAAGGACAUUGUGGGCAGAGCUCGAGGCUUUGUCCCAUACGUUGGAAUCGUUACAAUACUUAUGAAUGAUUACCCGAAGUUUAAGUACGCUGUGUUGGGAUGUUUGGGACUAUUUGUUUUGGUGCACAGGGAGUGACAAACAGCCAGUCCUUCCCCAAGUCCUCCGAAACCAUUGAUUUAACGAUCGAU
Molecule: messenger RNA, 392 nt
Organism: Oppiella nova
Lineage: Eukaryota; Metazoa; Arthropoda; Arachnida; Sarcoptiformes; Oppiidae
Source: the annotation of a GenBank genome assembly